This is a messenger RNA of Punica granatum (pomegranate), 2175 nucleotides long. The record is from RefSeq and is a predicted model, not a curated record. Lineage: Eukaryota; Viridiplantae; Streptophyta; Magnoliopsida; Myrtales; Lythraceae.
AUGGAAGAGGAAGAUGGUGAUGGUAGAGGAAAAGAAACGGGGAGGCUGGUGAUGGUUAUGGUGAUGGAAAGACACGAAGAAGGGGAGGGAAGGGGAUGGCAGGAGGUUGAGGUGAUGUGGUCUGCUGCUGUGAUGGAAGGCAGAAGCUGCAUUGACUACGAGCAGUUCGUGGUCGCCUCUUUCCAGGAGAGCUUAUCGGGACCAACCCUGAAUUGGUUUAUGUCCAUCCGGGCCGAGGACAUCCCCUCUUGGGCCGAACUAUCCAAGAGAUUCGUUGAGCAGCACAACUACAACAUGGAGACACCUUCGUCCUUCCUCAAGUUGAGCACGAUGGAAAUGGCGGAGGGGCAAAAAUUCGAAGACUACGCCACGAAUUGGCGUUUAGAGGCGGCAAAGCACUUUCCCUCAAUUUGCGAGGCACAACAGAUUCAGAUGUUUCACGAGACCCUCAAAGGGGCCUAUUACUCGUAUCUUAUGGGCCACAAGUCCACUUUCUCGGAAAUGAUCGUGGCCAGGAAACAAGUGGACCUCGGCAUCAAGUUGGGAAGAAUCGAAGGCCCGACAAAGGGAAUGGGGGAGGAGUCCUCGAGAAAGACCCUUGCGGCGGUGACCUCCUCCGGCGGAAGAAAAGGGAAAGAGCCUUGCUACCAGUCAUCCACCAUUACAUCCCUGCUCCCCCUCAGACCCCGUAAUACAGAGCCCCAGCUUCAGCCGGCACAACAGGUCCCACCCCAGCAGAAUCAACAGGGCGGCGUGACACAAUCCCAACCGCGUAGGCAAUAUGCACCCUUGCUGGCCCCGCUCUCCCAUAUAUACCGGCAGCUCCUCGCGGGUAACAAGAUCCUGCCAAUAGCUCCCGGCCCUAACUUCGAUCCAACCAACCAGGAUCAGAGCAAACUCUGCGAAUAUCAUCAGGGCGCGCCAUGGCAUACGCUCGAUAACUGUUGGAGGCUAUGGGAAGAGAUUCAGAAGAUGAUUGGUGCCAAUAAGCUACCGUUCAACGCUAUCAGACCCCCGAAUAUGCAGGCCAAUCCCCUCCCUGAUCAUGGGUCGAGCUCAGGACCCUCCAUUAGUAUGAUUAGCGUUUGCACCUUAGGGGAGGAUGAGAGCAAAGAAGACGACCCCUCCCCCUUUGUGAUUGAGUACGUCCCAGCGGAAGCCGCGGUUAGGUUCACGAAGCUUAGUGCCUCACCUACCCCGUUCGUUUUAGACGUCCCUACUCGGGAGCCGUACUCGGACAGCAAGAUCCCAUGGGCCUAUGGAGGGGAUGUUGGGAGUCUUGAGCACCAGUUCAGUGUCAUGGGCGUGACGUGUUCAGGUCGGGUAUACAAAAACCUAGAGGCCGUGAACAAGGGUAAGGUGCCCGCCGCCGCAGUUGGGACAGUACCCGAGGUUACGCCAAUCCCACCGAAGAAGGUAACCGAGGAGGACGCUAAAGCAUUCAUGAAAAUUAUCAAAGUGAGCGAAUACAAAGUGGUCGAGCAAAUGACCAAGUCUCCGGCCCACGUCUCACUACUCGCUCUCCUCCUUAUCUCGGAGCCACACCGAGAAGCCCUCUUAUGGGUCCUGACAGUGGCACAGGUCCCCAAGGAGAUGGCCCCGGACAUGAUCGAAGAGACCGUUAGCUCGAUCUUCUCCAACACCAUCUUGUUCUCGAACGACGAGCUUCCCUCCGAAGGGUGGGCGCAUUCCCGAGCAUUGCACAUCGUUUGCAAGUGCAACAAUUACGUCAUCGGCAGGGUCAUGAUCGACAAUGGCUCCGCCCUCAACGUUUGCUCGGUGACCACGCUAAAGCAGAUGAACAUAGACCUCAACCGCAUCCGCCUGAGUAAAACUGCGGUUCGGGCCUUCGAUGGUACACGGAGGGAAGUGAACGAAGAGAUUGACCUCCUAAUAGAUGUCUGCCCGUGCUCAUUCAGCAUCACUUUCCAAGUGCUCAACAUUCUGAACGCCUUCAGCCUACUACUCGGGAGGCCUUGGAUCCAGUCGGCCGGCGCCGUCCCUUCCUCCCUGCAUCAAAGGUUGAAAUUCAUUGUAGAGGAGAAGCUCAUCACGGUUAAAGGGGAGGAAGACUACGCCAUCUAUAAGGAGAUGAAUAUCCCCUACAUCAUCGUCGGGGACGACGAGAAAUUUCCCUUCCACUCAUUUGAGACCAUCUCCGUCAUCCGGGACUAA